Molecule: messenger RNA, 1318 nt
Organism: Anoplopoma fimbria (sablefish)
Lineage: Eukaryota; Metazoa; Chordata; Actinopteri; Perciformes; Anoplopomatidae
Gene: tmem120b
Product: transmembrane protein 120B
Exons: 12
Coding region: 73-1089 (338 amino acids)
Biological process (GO): fat cell differentiation
Cellular component (GO): membrane
Source: RefSeq, a predicted model, not a curated record
GACAGUCAGCCUGUGUGAGGAAAGGCUGAAACCUAGAGAAGCUGCCCUCCUCGCAUCAGCUCCUGUACCACAAUGUCCAAACCGAAGUUUCAGACGGAGUGGGAGGAAAUUGACGAGGAAUAUCAACAACUACAGGAAACUCACAAAAUAUACCGAAUAAAACUUGAGGAGCUCACCAAUCUCCAGACAACAUGCAGCAGUGCCAUCAGUAAACAGAGAAAAUGCCUAAAAGACCUGAGGCACAGCUUGACCAAGUGUUCAAAAACAUGUGACGAGAAAGAAUUGGAGCUAAUAACGGAUAUCAAAUCACAAAUCAAAGAAAAAGAAAAUGUGUUUUUUGAUAUGGAAGCAUAUUUGCCAAAGAGAAACGGGCUGUACCUGAAUCUGGUCCUCGGCAACGUGAACGUAACGCUUCUCAGCAACCAGGCAAAAUUUGCCUACAAGGACGAGUAUGAGAAGUUCAAGCUUUAUAUGACAAUAAUCCUGAUGUUUGGAGCAAUAACCUGCCUCUUCUUCCUCAACUAUCGGGUCACCGAUGAAAUCUUCAACUUUAUGUUGGUGUGGUACUACUGCACAUUGACCAUAAGGGAAAGCAUCCUCAUGAGCAAUGGCUCCAGGAUCAAAGGUUGGUGGGUGUCUCACCAUUACGUAUCCACCUUUCUGUCGGGUGUGAUGCUCACCUGGCCAGAGGGGCAAAUGUAUCAGAUGUUCAGGAGCCAGUUCCUCGCCUUCUCCAUCUAUCAAAGCUUUGUUCAGUUCCUCCAGUAUUACUACCAGAGCGGCUGCUUAUACAGGCUGCGAGCUUUGGGGGAGAGAAGUCAGCUGGACCUCACAGUGGAGGGAUUUCAGUCCUGGAUGUGGAGAGGCCUCACGUUUCUUUUGCCAUUUCUAUUUUUUGGCCAUUUUUGGCAGCUCUACAACUCGGUGACCCUGUUUCGCUUGGGAGGACAUGAGGACUGUAAGGAGUGGCAGGUAUUUAUGCUGGCAUUGACAUUUCUCGUCCUGUUCCUGGGGAAUUUUCUCACUACUUUAAAAGUCGUCAACCAAAAGGUUCACAAAAACCAGGACAAACUGCAAAAAAAUGACUGAGACAAAAAAAAAAACCUCCUCGGAUCCUUACAAACGGCCAGUAAUCUUGAAGCAACGCACACAAUGGCUCGAUAGACUGACCACAGUACGAUCAGACCGGGAGAAGACGAAGCUGAAGCCACUGUCUCCUCUCAGGCUUUGAUGGCAGCAGCAGCGUCCAGCCAAAGUAUCGGGCCGACGGGCUUCUGCUUUCUAACGACUCUGCAUCGAUGUCGCUGCACAGUCAGUC